CCGUUAGACACAUGGAGAAAGAGGAAGGGUCUCAGACGGCUCUCAGUCUCAUUGAAACUCAGCUGAAACUCGAGUCUUUCACGGUUCUUUACUUUCAUUGAGGUUUAAGCUUUUUUCUUUAGUUUUUUCCCCUUUUCUUUUCUUUUUCUGUAAAAUCUCUGAAGCUCGUGCGCUGUCUCGAGGAGCAACAGGGGGUUUCAGCAACAAGUCUCUGGCGCGRUUGAGAGGAGUUUGCCGGAGUCCCAUUGAAGAACCAGCUUGUCUGUUUUUUAAAACUCGUUCUGGAUAGAAGCUUUUUGACCUAAGAGGCUCUCAGUUGUCUGAGUGGUCGUCUACACCCAUCAGUGGACAUCAUGGGUGUUGUCUUCUGCCUGGUUCCAGUCCAGGUUCUGGUUCUGGCUCUGGUUCUGGUCUGUCCUGCUGCAGGUUAUAAUCUGGAUCAGGAGCACAGCAUGGUGUUCAAGGGCCCUCACUCCUCGAUGUUUGGAUACUCUGUGCUGCUGCAUCGCCAUAACUCUGGAAAAUGGCUGCUGGUCGGAGCUCCRGUGGCUAACUCCUCUCAUCAGCUGACUCAAUCUCCAGGAGCCAUUUUUCGCUGCAACAUUAUGGAUGAGAAGCGCCGAUGUGAUCGUCUUUCUGCUGAAAUUUCAAGUUGUGGGAAGACGUGUGAACCGGAGAGCGAUCACCAGUGGCUGGGUGUUAGUUUGUCCAGACAACCUGGAGAAAAUGGUGGACGUGUCCUGGCAUGUGCUCACCGCUGGAAGAACGUGUAUUACUCAAGGAAAGACGGCCAGAACAACAAGCUUCCUAAUGGCGCCUGUUUUCGCUAUGAGAGUGACCUGGUAUCCUACCAGCUCUUUAUCCCUUGCUACAAAGACCACCAGAGGAAGUUCGGUGAGGAUUACGGGUCAUGUCAGGCGGGCAUUUCCAAUUUCUUGACACAGGAACUGAUCAUCGUAGGAGCUCCAGGAUCUUCUUACUGGACCGGCUCGGUUGUUGUCUACAACACAUCCAGCAACUCGAUGUCGGUGUAUCAGGAUGACGAGACAGGAGCUGUCAGCUAUGGGAGCUACCUGGGUUACGCUGUAGGAGCCGGUCACUUCCAGAGUCCCUCUUCCAUAGAGGUGGUGGGUGGAGCUCCACAGUACAAUCAGAAGGGCAAGGCCUUCAUCUUCUCAACAGAGAACAGCAAAAUGCUGCAGGUGGUUUCAGAAGUUACUGGACAUGAACUGGGGUCUUAUUUUGGCUCCAGUCUUUGUGUGGUGGAUCUGAACGCUGAUGGUUUGUCGGACCUGCUGGUUGGUGCUCCCAUGGCAACGGGGACCUCCAGGGAGGAGGGAAGAGUUUAUGUGUACAUCAAUCAGGGGGAGGCGCAGCUGAAGGAGACGGAGUUUAAGCUGACUGGCAGCGAUGCGUAUGCGGCACGGUUUGGAGAGACCAUUGCUGACCUUGGAGACCUGGAUGAUGAUGGCUAUCCAGAUGUGGCUGUUGGCGCUCCACAGGAAGACGACCUCAGAGGCGCCGUCUACAUCUACAAUGGCAGGAAGGAGGGUAUUUCACCAAAACCAUCACAGAGGAUUACAGGGUCAUCCCUGGGCCAUGACCUGAAGAUGUUUGGACAGUCGCUGAACUCUGGGAUUGACAUCGAUGAUAACGGCUACAACGACGUGGCAGUGGGAGCUUUCCUUUCAGACUCAGCUGUGGUUCUCAGGACCCGUCCAGUGGUUCAAGUGAAAGCUUCUCUGAUUCUGCCUGAACAUAUUGACCAGCGGGGGAUGCAAUGUCAAGAUCACAAGACUCAGACCGUCUGCAUCAACGUUACAAUCUGCUUCAGUGUCGCAUUUAAACACCACAGRGGGGCAAUAGAGCUUCAGUAUAAUUUGACCUCCGACCUCCUCCAUAAACCAUCGUUCCCUCAUCGUUUCCAGCRCAACUUGAUCAGUUGUGAUGUCACUGAGGAAGUGAACACUACAGACGUGAAGGUGGACUGCAGAAUCACCAGCCUCGUCCUCCCAGCGCUAUCUCAGGUGAAUAUCAGUUUUCUGUUGGAUGUCAGUCAGAACAGCACGCCUGGCGACAUUCACAUUAACAUCAACACCAGCAGUGAUAAUUACGAGACGGAUGAGUUUCUCCGAGAUAACACCAUGACGCUUGUUCUUCCUCUGAAACAUGGAGUUGGUAUCAACAUCCACGGUUUUGUGACUCCAAAGUCUUUUGUGUUUGGCGAUGAAGACUUGAUUCCAGCUGAUUGCUACCCUGAAAAAUUCAACUACACAUUUAAGGUGUUAAACUCUGGACCCAGCAAGGCGUUGAACACCGUGGUUCAGAUUGCGCURCCAAAAAUCCUGGCACCGUAUCCACACAGACUGCUUCAGCUCAUCGACUGGAAGUCAUCACAUGGUUCAUGCUCAAUAAGUGACAAAACAAUUUCAGUCAAUGAGGACUGCAACGUUCCUCAGGCUUCAUUCAUCAAACAAAUAAUUUUCUUCUUCUCUCCCACCACCACCCGCACAAUGUUCUGUGGCCGUGUCGAUAAUCUGUGUGAGCAGCUGGUGUGUCGUCUUGGUAACCUGGAUGCGGGCAGAGAUGCUACCAUACAGCUGGAGAUCAGCCUGAAUCCUGCUGUGCUGCUGCAAGCACCGGGCCGUCAUCAUGUUAUGAUGUUGGAGAGCACAGCAACCGUGUUGUCGCCCAGAGAAGAUGCUCACACUGUCCUAAUCAAGGAUCAACCUGCACUGGUGGUGGUGGAAGCUGUUUUUUCCCAGAAACCCUCAAUGGCUGUGAAGAUUUUCAUCAUCGCCGUCAGUUUAGUUUUAGGACUGAUCAUCUUGACCGCUCUCAUCUGGUGUUUGUGGAAGUGUGGCUUCUUUAAGAGGAACUUCAAGAAGCAGGAGGAGUUGAACAGAGACAGCUGGGACUAUGUUCCCAAGCUCAACAAGAGGGAGAGCUCUACUUAAACUCAUCCGCUGCCUCUCGCUGCGACGUCGGGGCAUCAGCAGCGAUGUCAAAGCUGUGCAGAAACUUUGCAGCCAUGACGGAUGAGGAUGAAAACAUCCUGAAAGCACCUGAACCGAUAAACCAAAUGUGCCUUCACAAAGGAGAGACUGAGGAAGACCGCAGCACUGGAUGGAUGGAUGGAUGGAUGGAUGGAUGGAUGGAUGGAUGGAUGGAUGGAUGGAUGGAUGGAUGGAUGGAUGGA
Molecule: messenger RNA, 3199 nt
Organism: Poecilia reticulata (guppy)
Lineage: Eukaryota; Metazoa; Chordata; Actinopteri; Cyprinodontiformes; Poeciliidae
Source: RefSeq, a predicted model, not a curated record